UAAUGCAAUGUACCUCAAUGAAUCGGAUGUAAUAUAACAUAUAAUAUGUUCAUUGUUGCUCUGGACUUUGAUUGUCUGCUGGUGGCUUGUGGUUACAAAAUCAGAUGGUUUGAAAUACAAACGCUAGAUAUAAUGUUUUCAAAUCAAGUGAUUAAAAUUAUUGCUCUGACAACUUUAUUUUGGUUUUCUGCCAUUUUGCUAAUAUUUAUGUCGCAAGAUGAGUUAACGAGAAGUUCUCUGGUGAUGUUAAAUGCUCCUAUGUUUCAAAAUGAUGAUCAUAAAUUCAUGCACAAGGUUGGAGUUGAACCAUUAAAACCGAUAAAUGAUAAUAUAAAAUAUCCAUGGCAAAAGAAAUCUGGAAUAAAAAGUUCAAGGAAUGCUGGUUAUCUGAUGAGUUUAUCAAAAAAAGUUGGCAAACUUAUUCGCGGUAAUCAAAAAGCUGUUUAUGAUGUCAGUAAAUUGAAAGAAAAAAAUACCUUAGGUGCGAUGGGAAAAGCUGCUUAUCUUGCUUCUGAAGAAGAUAAAAAGCUAGCUCAAGAGCAUUUUUCCGACCAUUCUUUUAACUGGGUAUUAAGUGAUAGAAUUUCCUUGGAUCGGACUUUGGAUGAUUAUCGUGGAUCGAGGUGUAAAUCCAAACACAACAGUUAUCCGGAAAAGUUACCAACAACAAGUGUCAUCAUUUGUUUUCAUAAAGAAAGACUUUCUGUGUUACUUCGCACAAUCCACAGUGUCAUCAAUAGAACUCCUCCACAUCUAUUGACUGAAGUGAUUGUUGUGGAUGAUUUCAGUGAAGAUAAACGUCUUGGGCAACCUCUAGAUGAACAUGUUCUAACCAUGCCCAAAGUUAAGGUAUUUCGGAAUAGCAAACGUGAAGGACUGGUGCGAGCACGUUUGCGAGGAGCUCGCGAGGCUCGUGGAGACGUAUUGACGUUUCUUGAUUCUCAUUGUGAAGCAACACCAGGAUGGGCUGAACCAUUACUUGCGCGAAUUUAUGAGGACGAGAAAAAUGUUGUUUGUCCAGCCAUUGAAGUUCUCAAUGCUGACACUUUUGCAUAUCAAGCGUCAGCUAAUGCCGAACAAAGAGGUGGUUUUAACUGGGAUCUGUUCUUUAAAUGGAAAGGAAUUCCUCCUGAAGAACAGAAAUUAAGGAAAGACGAAUCUGAUCCUAUUCGAACACCAACAAUGGCUGGAGGUUUGUUUUCAGUUGACAGGAAAUAUUUUUUCCAUAUUGGAUCGUACGAUGAUGAAAUGGACAUUUGGGGCGGCGAGAAUUUAGAAAUUUCUUUCCGAGUUUGGAUGUGCGGCGGGCGAUUAGAAAUCAUUCCUUGUUCACGUGUCGGUCACGUGUUCCGUAAAGUUACCAGUCCCUAUAAGUUUCCAGAUGGGGUGGAAAAAACCCUGAGUAAGAACUUAAACCGCCUUGCUGAAGUUUGGAUGGACGAAUAUAAAGAGUUAUAUUAUAACAAGAAACCCCAGAACCGCAAUAGGGACUUUGGAGACAUAAGUGGCAGAGUGAAGUUAAGAGAAAGGUUAAAAUGUCAUAGUUUUAAAUGGUAUUUGGAAAAUAUUUAUCCUGAUAUCAGAAUGCCUGAAUUGAAUCCACCUGCACAAGGCGAGGUUCGCAAUCCUGAAAGUGGUUUAUGCUUGGAUUCUCUUGGAAUGAAAUCUGGCAACAAAUUGGGAUUGUACAGCUGUCAUGGACAGGGUUCUAACCAGCAUUUUGUUCUUUCCUCACAUGGAGAGAUCGUAUGGGAAAGUGAAAACUGCGUCGAUAAUUCGAAUUACAAUCCUGGAGGAAGUGUUGAAUUGAUUGCCUGUCAUGGUAUGGAAGGAAAUCAGAAAUGGAUACAUGAUAAAAGUUCAGGUUAUAUUAAACACGAAAUAAGUGGUCAGUGUCUUGAUCGCGGUGCGUCAAUGAACUCUGAAAAUCCAGUGGUAAACCCAUGUAAUGGUGGCUCUUCUCAGGUUUGGAUCUUUUCGCGUUAUAAGAAUGAUUAAGAUUUUUGUACGUUUUCAUAUUGCUAUAGUAAAUUAUCAUUGUAAUAUUUGAAAAGAUUUUUGUUGUAAAUUGCAACUUAAAAAAUAUGCAAUCCAGAAAGAUUAUUUCUUAUGAAUUACGUCAAAUAAAGACGACUUAUGUCAUUUGAAAGCCAGUCUUAAAAACAAAGUACAACAAACGAAUUCUGACGAAUUAUAUUCAUAUGAAAACCAGUCUUUACUAUGAGACAUCACAUUCAGCAAUCAAAGACAGUGGUCAUUGGAACUCGGGUCCACAGCCAAAGUGAGUCAAAAAGUAAAGUACAUUUUUUUUCAUGAUACGCGUAGGAACAGAUUUAAAUUGUGGCAGGGGCUGAAGUUGAAGAGAACCCUUAUUUUUUUGAAGCUCUAGAGGGUCUCUUUAGCUUUAGUUUAGUGUAUUUUAUGAAACAUUUAUGACUCAUCUAAGCAAUAUAUUAAAUUAUACAACCCAUAUAGAACUAUUUGUAUUGUUGUGAGCAAUAUGACCGACUGUUAAUGACACAAAUCAUUGAAUGUAUUUAUGUUAGUCUAUAGUGCAUGAUAUAGUGAUUCUCUAUGGCUGUAAAACAUGAUACGUUUUAGAUUGGAUGAACGUCAGACGCUAGAGUUCCUUGUUCAUCACCAUACACGAUGUAACUAAUGUAUGGUUUCCUCUUUUCAAUACAUACUAGCAAAUAUUUCUUUCCUUCAUAUUGUUGAACAUGUAAAUAAGAAUUUAUUGAUCUAACAUUACAUGUUUGUAAAUGUA
This is a messenger RNA of Xenia sp. Carnegie-2017, 2767 nucleotides long. Its product is annotated as polypeptide N-acetylgalactosaminyltransferase 13-like. The transcript has 9 exons. The coding region runs from base 46 to 1998 and encodes 650 amino acids. Gene Ontology annotation, cellular component: Golgi apparatus. NCBI's taxonomy places the organism in Eukaryota, Metazoa, Cnidaria, Anthozoa, Malacalcyonacea, Xeniidae. The record is from RefSeq and is a predicted model, not a curated record.